AUGUCUUACCGUGAACUGCGCCUGUUUACCGAAUCCAUGCGGCUGCUGGGGUAUCCCAAUCUCAUCAGCAUGGAAUCAUUUCGGACCCCGAACGUCGAGUUGGUUGCCGAUUGUCUUUUUUGGCUUCUCAAGCGCUAUGAGCCCUCCUCGGAGGUGAUUUACACGAUCGAGCGGGAGUACGACCGCGUGCAGUUCUUCAAGCAGGUCUGUGAGGCCGUCCUGGCGAGGGCGCGGUUAAAGCUGAAUAUCAAAAAAUUAUACCAGGCUGACGGUCACGCCGUGCAGGAGAUGCUCAAACUCACGCAGAUUUUAAAAGACGCGAUGCGUUCGACCGGGGAGGAGGAGCCCGAUUUCGCCGCCAUUCAGCAAAUGGCCGCGCAGAAAAGCGUGUUGGAGUUGAGGACGAUUCAAGGGCUUUGCAGUGGACUCACCACCGAUGCGGGCAGUUUGUAUGAUUACAUCGGGACGGAGAUGAAAGCGCGGAUGGAGCGGCAGCGCGUGCUUUCGCGCGCGACCGAGGUUGACGAGUUCGAGCGGCGUUUGAAGGAAUUGCUGACCAAAGUCUCGCAAAAAGUUGAGGAGCUUCAGCAAACCAUCGCGAACCUCAACGCGGAUGAGAACAACCUCGAGCAAAAGAUCGAAAGCAAAAAAACGCAGCUGGAGCGGACCCAAAAGCGGUACAAAUCCCUCAUGACCGUCCGCCCCGCGUUUAUUGAGGAGUACGAUCGAUACGAAGGCGAACUUCAAGGCCAGUUUGUGAAGUAUCUCGAGCAGUAUCGCAAUUUAGAGUAUCUUGAAUACCAGCUCGCUAAGUUCAACGCCAAGGAGGAUGCCUUGCUGAAGGAACAACAGACGGUGUUGAGUGUGAUGCGAGAGCGGCUGCGUAAGGAAGAGCUCGAGGCCCUUCACGGGGGAAAAGCCGGGAAAGGCUUUAUUCCGCAUAUCAAUAAUGGGAGCAAUUCCGCCAAUGAGGAUUUUGACUCCGAUAUGAACGGGCGAAUCUGCGUGCGGAAUGCCGCGGAGGAAGGCAGCAGCAUUAGCGAUACCGACGAGGAUGACUUAACAGAUACGAAGGAAAGCAGCGGUGGGGUGGGUGGCGGUCGGUUUAGAAUGCAAAACGCCACGGGGUUGAAUCAGACUUCGCAAUCUUCCGAGCUUUCAAAGCGACGACAAGGACCUAGUUUUGAUGAAAGCGAGAGCGAUACGGAUGAUCUGAAUGGCGGGGUCACCCCUUCCGGGGUGAAUCUUAUGCAUCGUGAACAUCCCUCCGGUGGAAGGCCUCCGGCGGCGCGUACGGAGAACGGUCUGCGGAAGCGGAUCGGUGGGGGGGAGGAGGAAGAUACUAGCUCCAUACUUAGCUCGGAUGAUGACUCCGAUGAUAUGUCCACCUCAAGUAAUGACGACGACAAUAGCGACGACGAGGACAGCGACGAGAAUUCCUCAUCCGAGGAAAGCGAUAUCUAG
Molecule: messenger RNA, 1464 nt
Organism: Phytomonas sp. Hart1
Lineage: Eukaryota; Euglenozoa; Kinetoplastea; Trypanosomatida; Trypanosomatidae
Source: the annotation of a GenBank genome assembly